UGGUCCAUGAGAAAGCACCUCUGGUGAAAGCGAUACUACUAGCAGGUCCAGCUGGCGUUGGAAAGAAAAUGUUGGUCCAUGCCAUCUGCCAGGAAACAGGGGCCAACCUCUUUGACCUCUCCCCUCUAAACCUUGCGGGGAAGUAUCCAGGCAAGAAUGGACUGCAAAUGAUGCUCCACGUGGUUUUCAAGGUUGCUAAGCAGUUGCAUCCUUCAGUUAUUUGGAUUGGAGAUGCUGAGAAGAUGUUUUAUAAGAAGGUCCCCAAAGAGGAAAAGGAGUUAGACCCAAGGCGUCUAAAGAAAGAUCUGCCUAAGAUGCUGAAGUCUAUCAAAGGUGGAGACCGUGUUCUCAUUGUGGGUACAACACAAGACCCAGGGAGUGCAGACCUCAAAUCGCUCUGCAAGGUGUACAGCAAGAUCAUCCUCAUUCCACGACCGGAUUAUGCUUCAAGAUAUGUUAUGUGGAGAGAGCUGAUUAAGAAGGCUGGUGGUGAGGUGACUGACUCAUUGGAUCUGAGCUGUCUGGCCAAAAUCUCAGACGGCUACACUCAGGGUCACAUGGUGCAGGUGGUCCGGGCGAUUCUGACGGAGCACCGCCUCCAGCAGCUGGCCAAAAGACCCCUAACAGCAGCGGAGUUUGUGUCCCCGCUGGCUAAGACUGACCCCAUCUUCCAUGAUGAGGAAGAGGCUCUAAAACACUGGUACGCGAAGACUCCUCUGGGCAAGAAGCGGGCAAAGGCUGCCUCGGAAAAAGAUGAAGAGGAGGCACCAGUUAAAAGUGGGAAAAAGUCAGCGGAAAACACCAAGAAGAAAUAAAGAAAAAGAUUAGGGAAGAAAAUGUCUUCUUUUCAUUAUAUCCUUGAAUGUCACCAAUGUGGUGAAUAUCGGUAAUAGAACAGCAUAGUGGUACAACCUCCUGUCGCUCUGGCAUCAGUCUCUGCACGGCCGCUGUGAUUGCAUGUCCUGAAGUACACACCAUCCACCGAGGCAAGGCUGACUGGAUCCCUCCAAGAAGACGUCUGUUAAGGAUUUUGUAUUUGUGUCCACCGUAUUGCCACCAGUUUACCGCAUAUCUCCACAAUAUAUUUGUGUACCAAUAAAUGUUUGUCUUGCAGCGUCAUAAAUUGUCUCCUCUCCUUUGUGUUAGGGCCUGACCCUAGACGUGGUCAUAACAAUAGAUUAAAGGUAAGGGUCAGUCCA
Molecule: messenger RNA, 1199 nt
Organism: Paramormyrops kingsleyae
Lineage: Eukaryota; Metazoa; Chordata; Actinopteri; Osteoglossiformes; Mormyridae
Source: RefSeq, a predicted model, not a curated record